Molecule: messenger RNA, 5529 nt
Organism: Corythoichthys intestinalis (scribbled pipefish)
Lineage: Eukaryota; Metazoa; Chordata; Actinopteri; Syngnathiformes; Syngnathidae
Gene: rbm6
Product: RNA binding motif protein 6
Exons: 23
Coding region: 120-3938 (1272 amino acids)
Biological process (GO): mRNA splicing, via spliceosome
Cellular component (GO): nucleus
Molecular function (GO): RNA binding
Source: RefSeq, a predicted model, not a curated record
UAUUCCGCUACGUCGUAAGUCACGUGAUUCGCAGCUAGCAGUCUUCGGACUCGGUACCUUUUCGUUAGCCCUGCCUGUGCUAAUUUCACUGACAAGGAAGCUUCAAAGCGGCCGAGGAAAUGUGGGAUGGACCAGGGCAAGGAUCAAGGGGAAGACCUCCAUUUAGAGGUAAUCACCAUGGAGACAUGUAUAGGGGAAGAGAUCAUCCCAUGUCUGAAUUUAGGGGUAGAGAUGGGAUGAGUAUGAGACCUAUGGGCCAUAUGGGUCCACCAGAUCCACCACCGAUGGAUAUGAGAAGAAUGGACAGUCCACCAAUGUGGGGGCAUGACACGAAUUCACGUGAUAUGCAUGGUAGAGCAAUGGACAGAGAUUUUUACAGAUCUGUCCCAGGGCCAGAUUUAAAUUUCCGAGGGCAGUUUGAUGGUAACCCGAAAGACGAUUUAAUGCAUUCACCAGGUUUCUCUGGACUUGAUAUGGGCGGCAGAGAUAUGCCGACUUGGGAAAAAAACAGCAGACAUAUGGACAUGAGAGUCAGAGACACGUUUCAUGAUGAUAUGCCUCGCUUCAAUAAUCCUAACCUGGACGGAAGGAGAGGUUAUUCAAUGGACAGAAUGACAGAUGAUGACUUCAGGAACAUGCGGACUCCCUUGGGCAUGAAUGAUAACAGUCGUUUUAACAUGGACACGCCGUCUUAUGAGAGGAGGAGAAUGGACAUGGAUAGAAGAGGAGGACCACCUCUUAAUCCAAGGGGUGGAUUUGAGUCGGAUAUGGAUUUUCGAAAUCAUCCUGGUCCGCCGCCUGAAUUUCAAAGCAGAGAGCGGUCUCCCUUAAGAUUUGGAAAUAAUGCCCCUCCAAUGGACAGGACAAGAUCUGGCAUGCCUGCAGAUACCAGUGGGUCACAAAGAUCUGACUUCAAGGGUCCAGAAGAACAGUCCAGAAUGAACAAGGGUCCAAAUUCGUGCGGUAGUCCCCUUAUGGACUAUAGGAGCGGUGAAGAGAUGACUCUUGCCGAGGAAUGGAAGAACCGCCAAAAGGAUCAACCCCCUUUCUCAGAUAAAGGAAUGAAAGGUGAUUCUCAGCUCUCUCAGCCAGCAAGUUUUAGAAGAGAUCCUGUAUACCAGGAUACCAGCCGAGAUCCACCAGCAUUUCUUGAGAGGGAUAGACCGCCUCUUGAUUUUCUGGGGAAAGAUGUCCAUUUCCCUCGCGGUGGUCUAUUUGCUGAACGAGAUCGCCCUCCACUUGGUAGAAACUCCCCUCAAGACAGAACUCUCCUUGCUGCCCCUCCAGUAAGAGGAAAUGAGAGUAAACACUGGCUUGCAGAAAGAGACUCUGAACAGAGUCACAAGAAAUCAAAGCUUGAUGAAAAUUACCACAACAAACUGCUAAGUCAGGAGCUUGUGGAUCCAAAGGAUAGUUUUAAAGGACUUACAGAUAUUCCAUACAGUGAAGGGCAGACUACAAGUCAGAUGGCGGAACUGGAAGAUUUCCAAAGCGGGGACCAAGACUACCGAGACAUUGAUUAUAGGACAGCUUCUGGAAGGAUGUUUGACUACAAGCAGGGGGAUCUUCAGGCAACACCAUUGAUUGAGGAGUCCAAAACACCAGUUGCCCCAGACUUCAGUGCAUCUGGUUCUAAGGAUCAAGAUUAUAGGAAUGCGUCAGUGGCGGAUAAAGUGUCCACAACAUUAUCCAUAAGUGGCAUUCCAAAGACUGCUACGGUGGAGCAGAUUCUUGGUGCCUUUACAGUUCAAGAUGGGUUGCCACAACCAGGGAUGAAGAUUAAAAAUGUUGUCCCAGGUUACAGCUACGAUACGGCCUAUGUGGAGUUUUUAAACCUCGAGGAUGCAGUCCGCUUCAUGGAGUCCAACAAGGGGUCCCUCAAGGUUGGCACUAGAACUGUAUCCAUUAGCUACUCUCAUCCAGAUGAUAGUGACGCAAGUAUUCAUGAGUCACAGUUGUCCAGACCCAAUCAUCCAUCAGACGAAUUUGAAUCCGGCCAGAAUGGUGGAACCAUCAAAGGCCCCAUGGAGCCGAUGCCUCCCACCCAGUGGCAACGCAACUCUGACCUCACUCCUGAGGCCUGGCAGCAGCAGAUGGACCAGCAGUAUCAGGAACAGGAAAGCGAGACGCAAGCAGAGUCUUGGGGUCAUCAGCAUUCCCCUCACCACAAUUCCCAUCAGUCCAAAUCAGUCUUUAAGGACAGUAAAACCAUGAUCAUAAAAAAUAUCAUGCCAAACACCACAGUCGAGGCCAUCCUCAAAGCUUUGGAUCCGUAUGCUUAUCUGGAUGAGAGAAACAUUCGUCUAAUCAAGGCCAAGACACCCGGAGCAAAGUGCUUCUGCUUUAUCGACAUGGACUCCCAUGAGCAAGUUACCCGCUUGGUCGACCUACUCCUCACUAGGCCCAAUCCUCUUUGUAUCGAUGGGUAUAGAGUGUAUGCGGAGGUUGCAAAACCCCUCAAGAACCAGAGUUUCAGAAGAGAGUUUGACAGGACAAGCAACUCUUCACCAGGCUAUCGGGCUGCAUCCAAUAUGAUGGAGGCACAACAAUUUUACCCCCAGCCGCAACCCUCCAUGCAACAACCACCUGGAGUGCAAGCUGGUUUGCCGACUAAUAAUAGUAAUGCACCUCCCUUGGGAGAUGCCAACAUCAGCCAAGGAAGUGGCUAUGAUGCCAGUCAAGCUCAAGAUGCUUCUUACCAGGCGACUGAAGCUCAUGUUGCCACUGAUGCCGUGACACCCGCUGAUCAAUCAUAUGUCCCUGCAGAUGCCGAGGCACCAGAUACGUCCAGCUACUUGUAUGAUGCUACGUCAGGCUUCUACUAUGACCCUGAGACCACCUUGUACUAUGACCCUGGCUCCAGGUACUUUUACAACGCUCAAAACCAAGAGUACCUGUACUGGGACGCGACAACAAAGGCGUACCUCCCAGUGCCUGGAGGCAACCAGGGGCACCAGCCAGUCAUGACGGCCGAGGAUCAAGCCAUUCUCUCCAACCCGGCGGCCGACGCUCCUCUGGACAUGAAGAAACCGUCGGAGCCUCCAAUGCCCUCAACGCAGGUGUCCGUCACUGCUGACAACCACGACACGCCGUCCCCUGAGAAGAAAGACGACGACGAUUCAAUAAAAAAGGACGAUAGGCCAAAAAGUAUCGCUGCUGUGAAGAUCAUGAAAGAUAUGGAGCGCUGGGCCAAGAUCCAGAACCGGCAAAAGGACUGCGUACGUUCCCCAUCGCCUGUGCUGAAAGGCAGCCUGGAUGAUGACAAGAAACAAUCCAAGUCUGCGGAUGCUGGGUUUGCUGUGUUUGAGAGGAAGAAAUCCGGUGGUGACGAAUUUUUCAAGAAGCCACUUGCUCCACUUAAAAAAGAGGAAAAGUCAAAGCGCCCGAUGGGCUCCUUGGGCAUGCUGGCCUCAGAUUAUGCCGCUGGAAGUGAUGACGAAGUGGAGGAGGACAAGGAGGACGUAGCACGCAGCAGCCAGGUCACCAAAGCACCACCUGAAGAACGUGAGGACAAGUUGACGGACUGGAAGAAGAUCGCCUGUUUGCUGUGCAGGAGGCAGUUCCCCAAUAAGGAUGCACUCAUUCGCCACCAGCAGCUCUCAGACCUGCACAAACAAAACAUGGAGAUCCACUUGAAGAUCAAAAGGUCCAAGAAAGAACUGGAGGCACUGGAGAACCAAGAAAAACAACUGACCACCAAGGAAGUUGGCAGGUCACCAGAACAGAAGAGGAGAAAACACCAUCACCAUCAGCCGCAACAGCAUCAUAACAGUUGGGCUGGAGGAUCUAGGGAGAUCAGUAAAGUCGCUGAAAGACCUGGUUUAGGCUCAGAACCUCCGCCUAGACGCCAAAAGAAAGAACAUGUCGCUUGGGAUCACGCCACCUACAAACAAGCAGUGCGUAAGGCCAUGUUUGCACGCUUUAAGGAAUUGGACUGACCUCAGGCAAACACUUGGAAGAAAACCCGCUCCCUCGCCACCAUUCCAUCGUGCAUUGUGAACACAUUCUCUAGAAUAUUUGGAGAAAGCGAUGGCAGUUGUACCAGUGGAGUUCAUGCAGGCCGUGCAUUAUGAACAUUACACAAACUAAUUGUGUCAAACUUGUAAUAACAAAAUACCCACACAGAGACUCAUGGUUAAAGUUUGUUCUAAAGCUUCAGUUUUUCUUGUAUUUCCUUUCAUCAUCCUUUUUGUGUGGCUACAGUAUUAUGCACACAAUUUUUUUUUAUACAUAAAAAAGUGAACUCAACUUUUGUGCGUGUUUUCUCGGGUGGAUUUAGUAGACUAAAAUGUUCACAAAAUACAGCAUCUCGUUAAGAGCGGCAUGCUAUCACUAAUAAUGCAGCUAUGUCAUAAUUUCUUUAAAUGUCUUUACAGAACCAAUCUCAUGUCAGGCAUGAAAAUCUCUCACUUUUCGGUGAAAUUCGCCGUUAUGAAGUCAAAAAGGGUGACUUGAAUUGAGUAGAUCCGAGGAGAAUAUAUUUAAGCGGGGAGAGGGGGGUUCAUGACAUUUUUUUUAUGUCAGCGCUUGGUAUGCAAGCGGGGAAAGCGGCACAAAUCCAAAAAAGCGCGCCAGAGUGGCCAAAACAUUGACUUAUUGAACAUUGACUUAUUUCAACGAAGCAAAGGAGGGUACACUGUUGUGUCCUGUCUCUUCAAUGCCAAGCUUGGCUGCACAUCAGCCGUGAAGGAACACCUAAAGCGCCGUCACCCAGUUGUAACUUUGGAAGACGACGGGACACAAUUACAAGCAAGUAGAUUGUAAGUCCAUCUAACUAACGGCAUGUUGUAUUGAAGUUGCUAAGCCUGUCGCGAUAUGCAAUGAGCCCAUUUAUCGCACCGUAAAUAAAAGUGAGGGCGGUAAUUUUCACGGCGGCGUUUUAUCGCCACGCAUGCAUGCAUUUGUGCAUGCACGCUGAUAGCAUAUGAGAACAGUUCCUUUUACAGAUGUUUCUUGGUCAACACACCGUAGAAUUAAAGUUCAGAUAUACAAAAUAAGGGAACACAUCUAUAUUAAACACUGUAAACGUUAGCAUUGAUACAUUGAGGCUAAUGGGAAAAAAGACCACCUACUUCAGCCUGCUAUAAAACAUUGGCAGUCUUCUCCAAAACGCAAACAUUUCAAACAUGCAAAAUUGCUUGUUAACAGCAUUUGCAAAUGAAAAAAAAUGGAUUACUGACACAACAUGCAAUGACAAAAGGAGCUUUUUUUGCGUAAGGUAAAGCUUACGGUUGGCAGUUUAGCGAAUGUACUUCCAGUGAUAAUUUCAAAGUAAAAGCACAUCAUGUUCAGCCUAUUGUAUAAAUUACCAUUUCUAGAGUUAAUCCCACAUACUUCAGAUUUCAGAUUCUACACUAAGAAUAGCUUUAACAUGACACUCUUUAUGAAAAAUCUGAUUGGCAAUGAAUAAUUAUACUAUUAUAUAUAGUAGUAUACUAUAAUAUUAAUGCUAGAUAUUUUUUUUAGAAUUGUUUUGAAUCAUGUUGGAAAGGCAAAUUCAGUUUCUUAAUCUGUUUACAUUCCAUUCUU